Messenger RNA from Laetiporus sulphureus 93-53, 4014 nucleotides. RefSeq lists its product as uncharacterized. Lineage: Eukaryota; Fungi; Basidiomycota; Agaricomycetes; Polyporales; Laetiporaceae. Gene Ontology annotation, molecular function: histone binding. The record is from RefSeq and is a predicted model, not a curated record. Gene Ontology annotation, cellular component: nucleus; condensed chromosome, centromeric region. The coding region runs from base 1 to 4014 and encodes 1337 amino acids. Gene Ontology annotation, biological process: mitotic cell cycle; meiotic chromosome condensation; mitotic chromosome condensation. The transcript has 16 exons.
AUGGACUCGCGUGCCGUCGCUCAUGUUCUCGAGGCUGCCGUUGAGGCACUGGCUGAAUCCUCCGACGCCAUCACCAAUCCUGCUGUCUUUGACGCGUAUCGAAGCCUAUUGAAGCAUGCGGAGACACUGCAAGGCUCACUUAUGAAUAAACUUCUGGACUCGAUCUCUUCUGCAUUCCAGGCGCAAGUGGACGCCACGAUACGCGAUCUCGAUCAGGAGGACCAACAGACCAUCGCAGUGCACAAGAUCACACUGGAGAUGUACGGCUUUCUGCUGCACUGGUUUGUUCUUGCAGCGGAGAAGGUGAAGGCUCCUGGAGAUGAGGAGGGUGCCCCUGUGGCCCCGCCGCCUAAAUCGAGGCGCGGGAGGGGAGGUAAGGCAGGUACCUCGAGACCUGCAUCGAAGAAGACGUCAGAGGAGUGGACGUGGGCAGAUCAGAUACCCUCUAUGCUGAGCCUUAUCAGCAAAGUACUGCGACUAAAAACUCAGCGGAUCUGGCUGACUACGGCUGAAAGAGACACAUUCAUCAACUGCAUUACGCGGCCGGUAUAUCACAUAACAGAGAGUGAACAAUACAUGAAGGCGCAAGCCAUCAGACUCGGCGUGUACAAGGUCGUCUGUCUCGCAGUGAAACACCAUGGUCAUGCCCUCGCCGCGCAAAUCAGCAUCAUGCAAUCUCUACAAUACUACGAGCAUCUUUCGGAGCCUAUGGCUGAGUGUCUCACUGUGCUAACGAAAGAGUUUGAUCACGCUCAACUGGGCGACGAGAUACUGCGGGAGAUCUCAGCGAAGAGCUUCAAUGCGCAGGACUCGAAGGGCCCGCGGGCGUUUUCCCGGUUCCUGAUCAGACUCGCCGAAUUGUCGCCGCGCUCGGUGCUCAAGCAGAUCAGUCUGCUGCUCUCACAUCUAGACUCGGAGUCCUACCCAAUGCGAAUGGCGAUCGUCGAAGUGAUUGGGUGCCUGAUUCGCGAACUCGCUACCUCACCAGACCUGACCACCGAUGAGUUUCAAAUGCAGAAGCAGCUAAACAGCCUAUACGAUCUCCUGCUCGAACGUGUGCUCGACCUGUCGUCGUACGUCCGCACCAAGGUGCUCACAGUGCUCGCGCGGUUGUGCGAUCUGCCUGUCAAGUUCCCGAAGCAGCGGCUCGCAGUGACACGUGCCGCAGUGGACUCGCUCGAGGACAAAGGCUCGACCGUGCGGAAGGCGGCGGUAAUGCUGCUCGUGAAGCUGAUUGUCACACAUCCGUACGGGCUGAUGCACGGAGGCCUACUGGGACAGAAGGAGUGGGAGGAUCGGUACAGUGAUGUCUGUCAGGAGCUUCAAGUCGUCGAAGGCGUCGUGGGCAAGGUGGUUGAGCGGGAAGGUGAUGACGACGACGCUUCUGGAGACGGAAACGAGGACGAAGUGGAAGAAGGAAACGAAGAUAAAAAUGAGGAAGACGGUGACGAGGACGAAGAAAUAUCCUCCUCAAAACGGAAGAAGAAACAGCGAAUAUCUGCAUCCGAAGACGAGAUGGAUAUUGACGAGGGGGACGAAAACGCCGCCGACGAGGACGAAGACGUGAAGAUGGAGGACGAAGACGUGAAGAUGGAGGACGAAGACGACGCAGGGGAGCCGAGCUCUUCCAAGCCGAAGCCAAAGAAAAAGAAGCGGUCACGCAAGUCCGAGCUCGAUAUGGCCGCACUAACAAAUGAGCAAGAGGCCCUUGCGGCAUUAGAGAACAACCAGCUUCUGGGGCUGCGGCUGCGCAAGAGAUAUUAUGCCGAAGGACUGAACUUCAUCAGGCAGGUCGAGGAGGGCAUGCAGACGGUGCAGCGCCUUCUUGCUUCCACGAACAAGCUGGAGGUACUAGAAGCUAUCGAGUUCUACAGGGUUGUUCAUGAGUACCAAUUUGACGGCGCGGAGAGCGGGAUCAAGAAGAUGCUGCACCUGAUCUGGGCAAAGGAUAACAACACAACUUCUGAAGAUGGCAAGGAGCUCAAGGGCGUGCGCUCUCGCCUGCUCGAGUGCUACAGAAGCCUAUACUUUGAGCCGCUGCCCGACAUGGAGCCUAAGAAGCAAGUGAACCGUAUCGCGAAGAACAUGAUAGAACUUACAUACGACGCAACACUCGCUGAGUUGACGAGUUUGGAGGAGUUGAUGCGUACGAUGACUGAUGAUGGGCAGAUCCACCCAGACGUCGUCACGAAGCUCUGGCAGGUCUACAGCUCUGAUAGGCCAUUGCCGAGAAUUCAACGCCGAGGAGCCAUCAUCAUCCUCGGAAUGUUGGCUCUGGCAAAGAGGAGCGUGGUGGCGGACCGAGUAGAGACGCUCGUCAAGACAGGACUGGGUAAUUUGGGCAAGAGCGAUCUCUUGCUUGCAAGAUACACCUGUGUUGCAUUGCAGCGCUUGAAUGGUAGCGCAAAGAAAGUGAAAGGCUCACUCUCGGACAAGUCCCUCCGGCUCGACGUCGAGAACCCACUGUUUCGCAAACUUCAAGAUGCCAUCGAACACCCUUGUCGUUCGAAGGAGUGGUUUGGGAUGGCAGAACAGGCGAUCAACACGAUCUACGCGCUCUGUGAGCGGCCAGACAUCAUCUGCGACAGGCUGAUCAAGAACCUGACCCGGCGUGCGUUCGCGCCGCCGAGUCGUGCGAAGACGCCCCAGACACCCGACCCUGAUGCCAUGGAUGAAGAUGAGCCGAGGGAGGCUGACGAGACUACAUUGAAUGCGCAGUCUGAAGAGAACAAGGACACGAGUGAUGCGUUCGUUCUCAGUCAACUGCUCUUCGUAGUGGGUCACGUUGCUAUCAAGCACAUCGUCUAUCUCGAACUCGUAGAGAGGGAGUGGAAGCGGCAAAAACAAGAGAAGGAGAUGGCGGACAAGACUGCAGCUGGCAAGAACAGCAAUACGCGUUCUAACAAGGAGCAAGAGGAGCUGGACCAGAUGGCGGGCAACGCGGAGGACGAGAUCGGAGACCGGAUUGCGGCUGUGAGGGAGACUGAGCUUCUGUACGGUCCAGACUCCCUUUUGGCCAUCUAUGGUCCAAUGGUUGUCCACAUCUGUGGGAGUCCUCACAAGUUCAAGAACCGGACAUUGCGGGCGGCCGCAACAUUAGCGUUCAGCAAGUUCCUCUGUAUCAGCUCCAAAUUCUGCGACCAACAUCAUCAUCUCCUUUUCAAAAUCCUGGAGACGUCCAAAGACGCUAACGUCCGCAGCAACAUCGUGAUUGCCCUUGGUGACGUUGCGGUGUCAUUCAACACCAUCAUCGACGAGAACAGCAAUGAGCUGUAUAAAGGAUUAUCAGACUCUGACCUUGUCGUCAAGAAGAACACGCUGAUGGUGCUCACACAUCUGAUCUUGAACGGCAUGAUCAAAGUGAAAGGACAGCUUGGUGAAAUGGCAAAAUGCCUGGAGGACGAAGACGAGAGGAUCGCCGACCUUGCUAAACUCUUCUUCUCGGAGCUGUCGACGAAGGACAAUGCUAUUUAUAACAAUUUGCCAGAUGUUAUCAGUCAUUUGUCGGUCGGUGCUCAUGCUGUGGACGAGCAGACGUUCCAAAGCACUAUGCGAUACAUCUUCUCUUUCAUUGAGAAGGAGAAGCAAGCCGAGAAUAUCGUCGAGAAGCUUUGCCAACGCUUCCGUCUCAGCGAGGAUCCUCGUCAAUGGCGCGAUAUCGCUUACUGUCUAUCGUUGUUACCAUUCAAGUCGGAGCGAUCGGUGAAGAAGCUAAUCGAGGGUCUCCAAUUCUACCGCGACAAACUGCAUGAGGAGACCGUCUUCAAUCGCUUCCAGGAGAUCCUAACCAAGGCGAGUUUAUUCUCUGCUCGUGCAAACAAGUCUGCAAACAAACCGGAUGCCGAGCUGAAUGAAUUUGAGAAUAUUCUCGAAGAACACCGCAGGCAAGGCGAGGAAGACCAAGCGUUCGAGAAGAGGGUGGAAGGCAGGAAGGCUGCUGUCAAGAAGCGGGCCACACGACGCUCGGCACGCAAGAAGGUGCAAGCUCAGAAGGAGGACGAGGACGAGGAGUGA